Sceloporus undulatus (fence lizard) is the source of this 5499-nucleotide messenger RNA. RefSeq names its product zinc finger CCHC-type containing 2 (gene ZCCHC2). Gene Ontology annotation, molecular function: nucleic acid binding; zinc ion binding; phosphatidylinositol binding. The record is from RefSeq and is a predicted model, not a curated record. The transcript is spliced from 14 exons. Lineage: Eukaryota; Metazoa; Chordata; Lepidosauria; Squamata; Phrynosomatidae. Bases 318 to 3761 code for a protein of 1147 amino acids.
AGCCGUCCUAUUCCCCCCAGCUGUUUUGGACCUCCUUGCUCUCCGUCCACGGCCUCGAGAAGGAGGAGCAAAAACAGGAGACUUAUAAAAAGCGGCCUCAUUCGUGACCUGCGCAGUGUGGAGUUACCGCCUUUUUCCUUCCAUCUCCGCUUUUUUGGUCCUUCGCGCGUUCCGUCCGCGGCCGCCGCAAACCGCCAUUUCCGUCGCGACCGUUAUCUCCCCGCCUCAGUCAGUCAGCGCUUCCUCCUCGGAGGGAGGAGAUGAGCUGCGGAGGCGGCGGCGGCUCUUGACCGGUCACUCCCUUCCUCUCCCCGAGGAUGCUGAAGAUGAAGCUCCCGGUGAAGCAGCCGCCUCAGCCAGACCUGAGGGAGGGGGAAGAGGAGGAGGAGGAAGACGACGGCGAUAAUAACGAAGCGCUGAGGGAAAAUGGAGGGCGCUCGGCCUCUCAGCCUCGACGAAGCGGGGCUCCUCAGGGCGGCUGCUGCUGCUGCUGCUGCUGCUGCUCUGGAGCGGCGCGGGAGUCGGUCUACGAGUGGUUCGGCCUGGCCUUGGGCUCCGCGCAGCGCCUGGAAUUCGCGGUGGGGCUGCUCGACCUCUUGAACCCUCUGGAGCUGCGCUUCCUGGGCUCCUGCUUGGAGGAGCUGGCGCGCAAGGACUACCACUGCCUCAGGGACUCCGAGGCCAAGGCCAACGGCGCCGGAGGGGAGGCCAACGCCAACGCCGCCGCGCCCCAGCAGCCCCCGCCGGCGCCCUCCUCCUCCCCUCCGCCCCCUUCCCCUCCUCCUCCUCCGCUUCCAGCGCCGCCGCCGCCUCCCCCUCCCUCCGACUUCCGAGACCCAGCCGUCCGCUCCAAGCUCAUCGUCUACCUGGCCCUCCUGGGCUCCGAGAACCGGGAGGCCGCGGGGCGCCUCCACCGCCUCCUGCCCCGAGUGGAAGCCGUCCUCGAAAGCUGCCGCCCUCCGCAGCUCCCCAGGAAGGGAGGAGGAGGAGGAGAAGGAGAGCGGGAAGAGGACGGGGACGACGAGGAGGAGGAGGAAGGGAGGGCGAGGGAGGGCGGCUUGGGGCCGGUGGCGCAGGAGGAGCUGCUGCUGCUCUUCACCAUGGCCUCCCUCCACCCGGCCUUCUCCUUCCACCAGAGGGUCACCCUCCGGGAGCACCUCCAGCGCCUCAGGAGGGCCCUCUGCCGGGACGACGACGACGAAGAAGGAGAAGGGUUCGGGAGCCCGAAUGGUCCUCAUAACUGCAUGCCAAGUAAUGAGAGCAGAUUACUUGAGCAAAGAAUAGCUCAUCAUGAUAAACCUUUGGUGACCUCCCACAGACCACAGCAAGAAGCUGUACACAUUCAGAAGAUAAUGCUGAAAGGAGGACCACGGAAAAGAUCUGACAAACAUCUGGAAUAUACUUUCAAAGUGAUCUGGUCUGAUCAUUCCAUAUCCUGUGUAACUAAAACACAUCAAGAACUACAGGAAUUUCUACUAAAACUUCCAAAGGAUCUUUCUUCUGAAGCAUUUGACAAGACUAUUUUAGGAGCCUUAAAUCAGGGGUUACAGAAGCAAGAAGAAAGGAGGCACCCAGACUUGGAACCUAUGAUAAGGCAGCUGUUUUCAACUACAUCCCAAGCUUUUCUGCAGAAUCGGAGAGUACACAACUUUUUUCAGUCUCUGUCCUCGGAUUCAUUGCAUGUUCAUAAUAACUUCCAGUCAUCUCUAAAGACAUCCAAGAUACCAGAACACUUCAAAGAGGAUAGCUCAGAAGCUUCAAGUCAGGAGGAAGAAAUGAUACCGCACACAGUGAUUCACAAGAAACAUAAUGGAAAAUGUCCUGUUGCCAGCACUGUUAAUACAAAAUGCUCUUCAUUGGAUGGCUUUGAUGUAAUGCACUCUGAACACAAUGGUGUGGCAGAUUGGAGAAGAAAAGGCUGUGUGCUUCAGCAGCAUCCGGAACACUGCACAUUGCUUGAUCAGAAUGCAGAAGAGAAGAGGAACUUGCCUGUGAUAAGCAAGAAGAAAGGAAAGCUGCAACCAGAAAAAGAUAAAGGAAAGAGAAAUGACACCAGGUUAGGCAUCAGAAGUAACUGUGUAAGAGUUGCAGAUACUUACCAUCUCCACCCAGGAAUAGCAAAAGAUUCAAAUUUAAAUGUUACAGUUGGACAUGACACAUGUGGAGAAACCUCUUCAGAAAGUUACAGUUCUCCUUCUAGUCCACGGCAUGAUGGAAGGGAAAGCUUUGAAAGUGAAGAAGAGAAAGACAGAGAUACAGAUAGCAAUUCUGAAGAUUCUGGGAACCCAAAUGUGAUGAGAUUUACUGGCUUCAACGCUACAGACCUUACUAACUCACCUGCACAGAUUCCAGUGAGACCAGACAAUCAGAAUAUUGUAGAGGAUCCUUUGAAUUCACAGUUUCAACACAUUUCCUUCAUGCCUGCCCUGCACUGUGUGGUGCUUAAUGGUGCACAGAAACCUGAAUCAGUAGUUCCGCCACCAAUAUCUGCCGAUGGAAAAGGUUUAGGAAUGGUGGUUACAAAUUCAGCUCCUGUUGGAAUGGGUUCAGUUGGUGAAUCUGACAAACACAUUGAACUUCUGCCUUCCCCUUUGCCAACCACUUUUCUCCCACCGACAGUCCAGCCCGGUAGCCCUGCAUUACACUUAGCAGUACAAAGAAUGAAAAUAUCUUCACCACAGGCAUCAUCUGAAAAUUGUGCAGUUAGUGGACCACCACCACAACAAACAGGAAACUUAAGCAUUGGAUCACCCACCACUGCCUUUAUCCCAGUCCACAAUCCAGGUAACUUUCCAGGAUCCACGGUUCCUACUACAGAUCCAGUCUCAAAACCUGCAUCCCAUGUGAUGAGCUUAAAUCAAAUGGUGCCUCAUGUUGAGGGAAGCACAGGAGUGAUUCCUCAACCUCCCAGUCUAAAAGUAGUAGUUCCUGCAGCUGGUCUAUCCACAGCACUUCCACCAGCUCCUUUUACUGUACCAGUGACUCUUCAUGCUACCAGUGUAUUGCCCAAUCAAAGUACCCCUGUGCUGAACACUGUGGCAUCAACACCACCUCCACCAUCUGCUCUCUGUGUUAGUCAGGUACAGCCUACUGUUCCUCCUGCAAUACCUACCCACACGCCAGGCCCUGCACCUAGUCCAAGCCCUGCUUUAACACAUAGCACUGCACAAAGUGAUAGCACAUCUUAUAUUAGUGCUGUUGGGAAUACUAAUGCAAAUGGGGCCUUAUUGUCUCCACAGCAGUUGGGGUCUGGGCCGUGUGGGUCUUGUGGUCGUAGAUGCAGCUGUGGGACCAAUGGAAGUCUUCAGAUUAACAGUUAUUUUUAUCAUAAUCCACUUCCUGGACAAGUCUACAGAGUUCCACCUUUCUUUACUCUGCCAUCACUUUGCAAUGGUAGCUACCUCAAUCAAGCACAUCAAACCAAUGGAACACAGAUUCCUUUUUACUUGCACCGGGGCCCAUAUCCAAAUGGGCUGAUGCAUGACCCAGUAAUGGGGAGCCAAACCAACUAUGGUAUGCAGCAAAUGGCAGGAUAUGGGAGGUACUAUCCUGUGUAUCCAGCUCAAAAUGUAGUUGCCAAUACUAAUGGAGCAUGUCCCAAGAAGAAUGGGAAUGUGUCCUGUUAUAAUUGUGGUGUUAGUGGGCACUAUGCACAGGACUGUAAGCAGUCAUCUAUGGAAGCCAGUCAACAAGGCACUUACAGAUUGAGAUAUGCACCUCCCCCACCCCCUUCUAAUGAUACGUUGGAUUCUGCUGACUGAAACCAAGUAAACAUUGCCUGCAUACCAAAAUGAAGGUUGGGAGAUCUGGGAAAUUCUUUGGAUUUGAAAGAUUCCUUGAGUGUGUUUAUGUUCUGUUGCAUUUUUUUCAUUGCUCAUGAACACCUGUUCUGACACAAACGAAGAAAGCCGUUUUUUCUCCUGGUCUGACUUGGAUAAAGCAUGUGGCUGUCUCAGCCAAUCAAUCAAAAAGCAUUUGGAAAAUAGACUUUUUGCACUGAAGACUUGAGACAUGCAAUGUUUACAACAUUAUUUUUUUAAGGCCAUUUAAUCUCUGACUACACUGGUUGAACAGCCAUAUGGUUGAAAGGAGAAACUGGGUCAUGCUCCCAAAAGUCACCUUUUCCUUCCCCACUUUUUCUCAUGCUGCUAUUAUCUUCCACCUUUGCUGGCUCUACGUUUUCUCAAUGGGACUGGAUGGAUGUUGAGCUCUUAAAAUAGAUUCCUGCCCGUGACACUCUACAAAAUUCCUAUGCUUGUGAACUGGUGGGGCUGUUGUUUGCUUUUCUUGAAAGAAGAUUCACAGAUGUGUACAGCUCUUGUUGCCUAAAUGGAAAAAAUAAAUAGAAUAUGGUGAAGGUUUAAAAUGGUGUAAACUUUGAACAAAUUUCUAAAAUAGAGAAGUCAAACUUUUUUUAAUUUUGUUGUGCUUUUUUUUUAACCCUGUUGGUUCAAAAAGAGCAACUGGUAUGACUUCCUUUGUGUGUUUGCAUUUGCAAUGGAAAUUGGCAGCAAAUCUGUGUCAGUUACAAAAAAAAAACCCCUUAGAUUUUAACAUCCCACUUAAGGCUACUACAGUAUUGUGUUUAGAAUGUAAAUGAUUCAUUUGAAUCUGAACAAAACCUGUGUGUAUUCUAAAAAUCUGUUGGGUGUUUGUAUACUAGAACCAAAUAGCAAUGUCACUUUCCUAUGACAGUUUACCACUGUGUGAUCACGAUUUAAUGUGAAAGACUCCAAUGAGUGUGAAGAUUGAUCAUGUAAGUGUCAUAUCACUAAGUUUAACGCUGCUGUAUUUUAUUUCUAAAAGCCAAGAUGUACUAAAUUGCUUCCAGGUAGUAUCUGAUUUCUUAAGUGCACUGAGUUUAUCUGGAAGAAAAAUUUUGACUGUUGAGAUCAACACUGAACUACCGCCAUUUGUUAGGUUCCCAGCUGAUACCAGAAAUAUGGGUUUUACUUUUUAUAUAUAUAUAAAAAAAAUGGAUAUGCAGCAGGUGGAAACCAGUCAAAACAUUUUUGAUUAAUUCUCAUUACUAAACAAACUUGAAGAAACUUGAUUUACUACAUUUCUUCAUAUAUAGCAUUUAUAUUUAUAGCACCAAUAUAUUUUGGAAGUGAGGGGGGGCAAAGAGAUAGAUGAGAGCUUUAAUUUAAAAGAGAAUUAGCAUAGGAAAUUAUUUUGAUUUAAAAAAAAUAUUUGCUGGGUAUGUUGGACCAUAUUAAAAAGAAAUAACUGCUUCUGAGACUAGUGAGGGUGUUAAAGCACCAUUCUCAAUUACCUGCCAGUUUACCUAUUGGAGUUAUGUUAUGAUUUUAAGAUACUGUACUGUAAAUAGGAGGUAUGUUGCCUUCUCUUUAUUUGUAUGUUUACCAUAUACUUUGAUAUUUGAAACAUUAUGUACUGGAAAGGUCACUUAUAUUUCUAGAACAGAUUGGAUUUCAUGCAGCAUUUUUCCUUGAAUUAACAGCAAUAAAAAGAGGGGGAAAAGCAUCUGCUUGAAAA